This is a messenger RNA of Acipenser ruthenus (sterlet), 4122 nucleotides long. RefSeq names its product MANSC domain-containing protein 4-like. The transcript has 3 exons. NCBI's taxonomy places the organism in Eukaryota, Metazoa, Chordata, Actinopteri, Acipenseriformes, Acipenseridae. Bases 561 to 1670 code for a protein of 369 amino acids. The record is from RefSeq and is a predicted model, not a curated record.
CCCACCAAUACCACAGAUUAAAAACAAAAAGCAGAAAUAAAUACGAUUUUUCAAACCACAGUACUGUUCUGGAAAACACAUUUGCACUCGACUAAACGUCAUGCUCACCACUCUUUAAUUUCAGAGAAAGCCAUUGCUUCAUCAGUACCUAUUGACAGGUUCUCUCAAUGGACACUUGUUUAUUGUCUAGUGGCUAUUUCGACAAAGCCAGAGGCAACGUCUUUCAAUUGAAAUGUUUUUGAAGUUCAAUGGGUUGUUUUGAACAUAAUCUCUCACGAGCUACAGCAGGUGAUGAUGAAAUUUGUAAAUGAAGUGCUUGGAAUCCGGAUGGGAUUCUCUUCAGGGAGAAUGAGGUUUUUCUUUUGGCCUUUAGGGACAGGCAUGUAACGUAACCAGGUAAAGGGAAGAGCAGACGCUCCAAACAUGUCAAUGCUCAGUCCUCACGUAAAAUGAAACACCUAGUCUCGGUGUUUUGCAAAAGAAGAACAUAGUUGUUAUUGUUUUUGUCAAAUUAAAAACAUGAUUGGAUUCUAGGUCGUAUUACUUCGCAUCUACCAGCGAUGGUUGCCACACGGGGAGUACUGAUCAUCCUGGGUUUAUUAUGCAGCACAGAAUCAAAGUGUCCACCGACUACUUUUUAUAAGAACUGCUGGAUUCGUCGUUUCCCUGGGAUGUGUAUUGAUAUAGCUGAGUCUCAGUGGAGAGGCGCUCAACUCCUGAAGUUUUACCGCGAAGAUACUGCUCAGAAGUGCAGUAGGACAUGUUGCCUUGCUAGAAAUGUGUCCUGUAACCUGGCAGUCUUUCAUUAUGAGACCACUCAGAACAGUGUUAACUGCUUGCACUUACACUGCCCAACCCUGGAGAGCUGUGUACUCAGCCGGAGACGCAAUACCAUUCUUUACAACAUUACCAAAGGUAUUGACCCAGACCUGCUUGUAUUUGGAAAAUACCCCACAUCAAGUCUCCGCCUGUGGACCAACCUGUCGUCUUCGAGAUUCAACAGCUCUGAUUCCUUCUCUUCGGACAAGAGGCAGUUCCACCGGCUGCCAUCCUCCUCCAACCCUGCACAGACCUCCCCUACAAGUACCCAUGAGAGCCUGCUACCCAGCACUAGCUGGAAACCAAGCAGCAGCAGCAGCACAGCUUCUACCCCUGCACCUACCAUAACUACACGGGCCAGUUCAUCCACUACAGUGGUUAGUGUCCCUAACGAGACCCAACCCACUAUAGGCUAUUCUAGUAGAACCACAACUUCCACUCAAACCUCCACUCCCAGUUCUUCUACCCUUACCACUGCCAGCCUUUCCCCGGAAACCCACCCACAGUUCACCACAGCCUCUCCAUUAACCAAGCCAUACACCAACAUUGCUGUUGUACCGAGUAAUUUUGACAGUAGUAAACAGUAUCCCAAUGAAACCAAAGGCUACGUCAGCAGAAACCACACUUCUGAAGAGGAGCCCAGCACUCUGGCACCAUUCUGGGAGGUAGCGACGGACACGCUGCUGGUUCCCGUGGUGAUUUGCUGUGCCGUAUUUUUUGUGUGCUGUUGCACCGUACUCUUUGGCGCAGGUCGGCGCAGCAGAAAGAGAGGUCGCUACAAGCCGGUGUGGAAAGCUGAUGGGGGCUCCAUGCGUUUGAUAAAAUACGUGAUGGUUAGGGAAAGCCUGUGAUUCUAAACUGAAGGGAAGUUGUGCUUCAUAGGGGUGUGCAAAGGAAGGUUGAUAAUGGUUCCCUUUUAACUUUAGCCUUUUAUUGACACUGCCCCCCCCCCCACUGUAAAGAGCCUUGAGAUCAGCUUUUGUUUACUUAUUUCAAAAGCGUAUUUCUAAAUGCAUUUAUUUAAAAAAGUGUCACCCUAUAUUCAAGAAUAAUUAGAAAUUUCAUUUUUAAUCAUUUUGAAGGCAAUGCCCUACUUUAAUUUCUGUUUCUCUUUCAAAUUUGAGGCAGAACUUGAAGAUGCUCGAUAUAGCCUUUUACAGAAGUUAUAUUUUGCUGUAAAACUGAACAUCACUAUGGGACACAGCAGAUUUUAAAUAAGACUUACAAAAACCCACUCUAGGGUUUCUUUUUGUAUGUAAUACACCAGCAUAGCCAAUAUGCAGGUAUGAUUGCCCAAAAAUGUAUCAGUUCAGUGAUGGCUUCCCAGACACACACAGAGACACUCCACAAGUUCGUGACAAUGUCUUUAAUGUACUAUUUUACUAUGGCAAAGACAUUAUAGGAAAACAAGUUAGAAAUGUACAUUUCGUGAUCAGUCACUUUUUGGCAACUUUCCUAAAUUGUUUACCCUUAGCUCUGAAAGGACCACCCCACUGCCGUGACAACAGAGGGACAUUCAGUUUCCAUGGUAACUCAAUCCUGGCGGUUUUUUCUUUUGAACAAAAUCCACCUGGAGGGGCACUGGACCGGACACAGUGGUCACACAAGAAUGGCUUUGACACAAUCCAGCCUCAAAGUGAACUGAACCCAGGAGAACAGGGGCCUUGAAUGUAAGGCCAUGUGUUAACCCUCCAGCAGGCUUGUGUUGAGACUGAGGGGCCUAGCUUUUACUCUGAAAAGAUUCAUUUUGUGUUACUUGUGUUGAGACAAAAUGAAAAAUGAACGUAGAAAACAUACAAGGGUUUGACAACAACACCUGUGUCAUAUGUAGCACACACAUUUGUGUCAUGAGCUGUCUAAAUACAGUUGGUAGAAAGAAAGCCUGGAGCCUUACUGGUUAUUUUCAAGCCUUUAUCACAUUCCUAUCAAUUACUGUUACUUAACUUAGCCAGGGAAAAUGUGUAUAAUAUAAAUACAUACAAUAAAUGUUAAAAAAUGUCUAUGAUGUCAUUGUACUUUUAAUUGAUUAAUUUCCCAAUUCAAUUGAAAACUGUGUACUCAGAGAACUGUGGAUUUGUCAUUAAAAAGUAGAUUAAUUAAUUAGAACACAGUCACUGAACAUACAGUAGUCAGUUGCUUGUUUCUCUCACUGAAACUCAGUCAAGCUGAAAACUCACAGCAUUCAUUAACUUGUUUUUAUAGCACUGCUUACCAAAACCAAAAGUACUGGAACUGAAAAGUCCUUAUUUUUAGUGUGUUUGUCAACACAGUUUGGCAAUGGUAUUGUAAUGUUUUAGGUGUUAUUGUGUUCAAAUAAUCUGCGGUAAAUAUCAUGUAAUGUUGUAGGUGUUAUUGUGGUCAAAUAAGCCACAGUAAAUAUCAUGUAAUGUUUUAGGUGUUAUUGUGUUAAAAUAAGCCACGAUUUCUCUUUCCUAACAAUCGAUUACAUACCGACUCACCACUUAACGUUGUUUACGAAUUACUUAAUGAGGAACAGAUCUUAUUUUGAUUCAUCAUCAAUUAUUUGUUAUUAUUUACUGCAUGAAUUUAUUUUAGACAACAAUUAAGCAGGGAAAAAGGAGAUCCAAGGCUGACUUCUCUAGCAGACGUAUAACUCAUUUUUUUGGGGAAAACUGUUAUUGUAGAUGUUACCAAACUAAACGUUGACGUUUCUCAAACAAGCACCUCUUCUCUUCAGAUUGUUUUGCACUGCUUAUUGCUACAAGUUUAUUCAGCAAAAUAAAAUCACAGCCUUAAUUUGCAAGGUACUGCCUCUAACACAAACAAAAUAGAUCAGUGAUAAAAAUGAAUAAACACACCAGAUUUUAAAAUAAUCACAUACUGCACGGCUUCAGUAUCAAAGUUCACAUAGCCAGGAAAUUAAGCCUAUAGCUCUAGAAGGUAUAGGAAAAUAUUAUUUACUCAAAACAUCAGUAGAUAAUCUAGUUUAGAAUACUUUAGAGGCACUUAGACAGUUUUAAAAUCUGAAUAAUGACAGAUGUGUUUUAUUAAAUGUGUUGGCUGCACAGUUACGACUAAUGCAGGUUUGUAGCUUAGAAUGAAUAAUGGGUUUGUAUUUAAAAAUGUUACAAGUUGUUUUAUUUUGUUUACAAAUGGCAGUUGUUGCUUAAUUCAAUGUAUAAUGAUUUGCAAAAUAAAUAUUCUAAUUGUUUCAUCAAAUCAAUAGUUGUGCUUUUCAUGGCACAUACAGCACAGGUCUCAAAUGUACAGUUUUUAAAGAAACAUGUCACAGCAAAUAAACACUAGGUUAAAGAAAGCUCUCAGUUUGCUUGCCUUGUCUUC